This is a messenger RNA of Xiphophorus hellerii (green swordtail), 2369 nucleotides long. Its product is annotated as solute carrier family 25 member 45-like. Gene Ontology annotation, cellular component: mitochondrion. The transcript is spliced from 7 exons. Gene Ontology annotation, molecular function: transmembrane transporter activity. Gene Ontology annotation, biological process: transmembrane transport. The record is from RefSeq and is a predicted model, not a curated record. Lineage: Eukaryota; Metazoa; Chordata; Actinopteri; Cyprinodontiformes; Poeciliidae. The coding region runs from base 549 to 1406 and encodes 285 amino acids.
UUUUCUCUGUUCUUCCAGAUGUAUUGCGUAUUUUUAACAUAACAGUGCAUUCUGCCAUUAAGCUGGGCAAUAGGGGGAACAGAUCAGUUCGGUUUCAAAGAAAUUUGAAACCUUGGUCAAAUUUGCUUCAAAAUAAUUAUUAACUUCUUUAAAAAAAAAGAAAAGAAAGUAAUUCACAUGCAUUUCUCUUUAAUUAAUAGAAUGAAAUUUCAGCUGUGUCUCUAAAUGACCAUGAGCACUUUGCUUUGCCCUGUGAUGGACUAGUGACCUGUCCAGACUGUACCCCACCUCUUGUCCAUACCCGCUGGAUCUUCCCCGUGACCCUGCAAGGACAAGAUUACUUCGGAACGGAUUACUUCAGCAAUAAAAGAAAAAUAAUAAUAAAUUAACAUAUUGAACAAAUUCUUGACAGCUACUUCAUUCUCACCAUUGCUCGUGUCAUUUGGCUGGCCAUGGUGGAGUUUGAACAUACGCUGCUGUAAAUGCCUUGCUGUGCAUAACCGUUGAAAGGGCACACGUACCCGGACCUCCUUGCAGAUUGUGAAGUCAUGCCGUUUUUGGAGUUCGUAGCUGGGAGCAUUUCAGGUGCAGUGGGAAUCGCAGUGGGACAUCCGUUGGACACAGUGAAGGUGCGUCUGCAAGCCAAGUCUGUGUAUAAAGGGAUAUUUGACUGUGUGACCAAGACAUACUUGAACGAAGGAUUCCACGGAUUCUUCAAGGGCAUGUCCUUCCCUGUUUUGACCACUGGCCUUGUCAACUCCAUUGUCUUUGGCUCCUACAGUAAUGCUUUAGAUUACCUCUCUCAGUCUGAUCGUCGUCUCACCAGCCACCGCAAACAAGUGUCUUCACUACAAGUCUUUACUGCGGGUUGCUUUUCAGGCAUGGUGCAGGUGCUGGUUUGUGCCCCGAUUGAUCUGGUGAAGGUGCGUCUGCAGGGUCAAACAACGGCCGAGCGGUACCGUGGACCCAUACACUGUGUGGCAGUCAUACUCCAACAGGAGGGGGUCAGGGGUCUCUAUAGAGGAGGGGCGGCUCUGGCUCUGAGGGACGUACCAUGCUACGGACUCUAUUUCCUGCCUUAUGAGCUCAUUCGUAAGGCCCUGACUGAGACCGGAGAAGAGCCAGGUACCUUUGCCAUACUGAUGGCAGGAGGCGUGGCAGGUGUGGUGACCUGGGCAUGUGCCACGCCCAUGGACGUCGUGAAAGCUCGGCUCCAGAUGUCUGGAGCCGGUGGUCAGCAGUACAGCGGGGUCCUGCACUGCAUGAGAGUGAGCUUGAAGGAGGAAGGAGUCAGAGUCUUCUUCAAAGGCCUCCUGCUGAACAGCGUCAGGGCGUUCCCCGUCAACGCCGUGACCUUCCUGACCUACGAGAGUCUGCUGAAGAGCUUCUGUCCAUCAGGCAAAUAGGAAAAACUAUUUUCAGUGAAUAAGCGCCAAAGGACGCAAGGAAGUUAACGCUACGUCUGAUAUUUUCAAGGUGAUAUUGCAAAGAGAUGCAAAAAUCUGUCCACAGAUCAAGGCUAAAACAGCCAAAGUUUGUCGUUAUAUGAGGUAAUGUAUGCUCUGAUAAAAGAUAAACAAAGCUAAGCAGCUUUAUACCUCAAUACCUCAGUAACACAACAGAGAAUCCAAUAUUUUUACUGUAGAAAGUGUUCCAUGUUGCAGAUGUGCAAAUACUCUUACUUUCAACAGCAAAACCUAUUAUUACCUAACUCUUAGGUUAGAUGGUCAAGUAUUAAAAAAAAAAGUAAAACGAAGCCGUCACAGCAAAAGUAGCAAAACUAAAAAUGACACCCUUCGUUCCAAAGUAUGUGCACUGUACAAAUGAGGGGCAUAAUCAUCACAGAUAGGCUUAUUUUAUAGACAUGACUGGACUCGGUGUUUCAUUUAUUGUUCUUAAUUUCUUCAAGUUUUUGAGCCAUGUAAAAUGUCUUUUAGAUUCACAUACAUGAAUUAUUUGGCUUUGCCAAGUCCUUUGGUAGCUACAAAUGUGAAUCUUUAAAGAUUUAUGUUGUUACCACACAUCUACCUCAAAGAUGCUAGUUCGCCACUCGUCUUGCAGAUUUGGAUGAUCUGUUAAGGCCAAUCCUAAUCCCAGGACGUUUGAAAUGUUUUGAAUUAUUCUGCUUGUUUGCUUAUGAUAAGUGUUGUUAUCUGACCCUGAAGGUUUUAUUGCAAGCUGUCAACAUGUAAGAUCCGAAUUUAUGCGUUAAACUAGUUUUAGACUUUAAAAGCCGAUGAGUUUUGCCUUGAAACAGGUCACCAAUGCGAAACACGUUUUUUCUGCACACAACUUUCAAAUACACUUUAUGCUGUAUGUACUGUAAUUCUCAAAAAUAAUAAAGAACUGUAUUAAAAGGGUUACUAUUA